CCAACUAACAUACAUAUGAAAGAAGCAUAUGCCAUGAACAUGAGUACUGUGACCAUGCUGUGGGUAGAAAAAGCAUGCAUCCUUGCGGAGCAGCCUCCCUUCGAGGCCACCAUGAGAGUUUUUGGUGUGCCAUUACUGUGCGGGGCUUUGCUCUCCUACUUGAGGACUGUGAAGUCAUCCCUCAUCGCAUUUCCAUCCGCUGUUAUUCCACUAAGCGGUCUAUUCGAUAACCAGGCUGCUUCGCUAGAUGGCACCACAGGCAACUUCGAUGGGAAUGGCGCGACGUAUGCGGCGGAGUACCUGCCUGAGGGUCCUUGGUUAUAUAAUGGAAUUUCAUAUGACCUACCAUCGACUUGGGGACACAGCCAAGACAACGUCAUUGCUGAAGGACAAGUUGUGAAACUUUCGAACGCAACUUAUGUUCAUGAGCUACACAUCGUAUAUGCAGGGGAUAGUUCGGGUAACGGCUUAAGUGGAACGUUGAAUCUGACCUACGCGGAUAGCUCAGUCAAAUACUUGCAAUUCACUGGAAAAGACUGGUGGAAAUGGCCUAUUCUCAACUGGGGAGAUAUUCGAACACCAUAUCAUUUCGAAGAAUAUUCAUCCAGCAAAAACUGGAAUUCAAGCCACAUCUUCCAGAUAUCGCUGUCCGUCCCCUCUCGUGCGCCGCUUGAGAGCAUCACGCUCCCAGAAACGUCUUCUACCUCAGACAGACUCCAUAUAUUCGCACUCUCUAUGACACCUUCUUUUGAACCUGCAACUGGCCCUCUAACACCCCAGCUCUCCGUUCGCAAUGCCCAAUUCAGCACGAGGUGGGAGGACGUCAACGGCCAGCGGGCACAAGCCAUCGCCAUCACCCUUGCGAAUCUACUCCCAGGGAGCUACGCGACAUCCAUGAACGCAUCCAUAGACUCACGGUAUGAGAUCUCAGUAGCAGGAGAGGGCGUCUCCACAGUCACACCUGGCUUGGUGUACCGCUUGGUCCCAGCAGACCAGGCUCGUGUAGACGUCCUUGUUCUCAACAACAACGGGACGGGAAAUGCAACAGUCACGGUCAAAGAUGAAUUUGGAAAUGUCGUCGGGAUGUCCGAUGGCUGGCCCAUCGUCCCGCUGCGGACCGAAUGGACAGCAGACGCUGAUGUCCUGACCACACAUGAGACUCCUAAUUGGUGGAACCAGGCGAAGUAUGGAAUCUUCAUCCACUGGGGCAUUUUCAGUGUCCCUGCUUGGGGCCCGCCUGGCUCAUACGCGGAGUGGUAUAAUUGGCAUCUCCAUAAUCCUCCGAACUCCAGCUCACCGACGUGGGUACAUCACCUGGACACUUAUGGGAAGGACGUCGUAUAUGACGACUUCAUUGCUAAUUUCACGGCAUCUACUUGGAAUCCCAGUGCUUGGUUAGAUCUGUUCACCGAAGCUGGGGCAAAGUACUUUGUCAUCGUAACUAAACAUCAUGACGGUUAUGCACUGUUUGAUACAAAAAAUACCACUCAUAGAAGUAGUGUAUACCUAAACCCACAUCGUGACUUUGUCAAAGAGCUCAUGGACACCGCCAAAUCCGAUUAUCCCGAUAUUCAUCGUGGAACAUACUACUCACUUCCCGAAUGGUUCAAUCCAGACUUUUUCAAGUACGGGUUUGGUGAAUGGCCAGGAGGCUUGGCGCACAAUGCAUUCAAUGCGUCUGAGCUGGAGCCUUAUACCGGAAUAUUGAAUAUCAGCGACUACGUUGAGGAUUUACAAUACCCCCAGAUGCUGUCUUUGGCAUUGGACUAUGACACAGAAAUCAUGUGGUGCGACAUUGGGGGCCCCAAUAAGACAUUGGAAUUUGCUGCACAAUUCUACAACAAGGCGAUGCAGAGUGGUUAUCAGGUUAUCAUGAAUGAUCGCUGUGGUGCGGUCCCGGACUUUGACACACCGGAGUAUGCGACGUUUGGUUCCCUAUCCACUCGCCGCUGGGAGACGAGCGAAGGGAUGGACCCAUUCAGCUACGGUUUGAAUACUGCCACCAAUGCGAGCGAGUACAAGAACGGAACGACUAUCAUCCAAACACUGGUCGAUGUGGUGAGCAAGAACGGAAACUAUUUGCUCGAUGUCGGUCCCACCGCGGAGGGCGACAUCAUUGCACCGAUGGCAGACAACCUCCUCGCCGCCGGCAAAUGGUUGAAGUAUGCAGGCGACUGUGUAUAUGCAACAGAUUACUGGUAUCAAGCAUCUCAAGACCCGACAGGAUCAUUUAGAUUUCUCACCACUCCAAAGACAUUUUGUGUCAUUGCGUUCAACAAGCCGAGCGAUGGGCAAGUCACAGUAGACGCGGGUGGUGUGGCGCUGCCAAUUCAGAAGGGAGACAGCAUUGUACUGCUCGGACCCUCGAAGAAAGCGAAGAAUCUUAAGUGGGGCAUUGACAGGUCGGGUGUCUUGACCAUCAUGGUGCCUCAGGAUCAAGUCGACCAGGUUGAAUACGCCUGGGCAUUCCAGGUGACGUAUUCCGUAUGAGCGUAGGACCAAUUAAAUACAAGUUGUUAAACACCUUCAAA
Messenger RNA from Suillus clintonianus, 2531 nucleotides. RefSeq names its product glycoside hydrolase family 29 protein. Gene Ontology annotation, biological process: glycoside catabolic process; fucose metabolic process. The record is from RefSeq and is a predicted model, not a curated record. The transcript is spliced from 16 exons. Gene Ontology annotation, cellular component: lysosome. Gene Ontology annotation, molecular function: alpha-L-fucosidase activity. The coding region runs from base 16 to 2490 and encodes 824 amino acids. NCBI's taxonomy places the organism in Eukaryota, Fungi, Basidiomycota, Agaricomycetes, Boletales, Suillaceae.